CGCCAUCGCAUGCGCCUGUCAAAUUGCCAUCGCUGACUUUUGCUAUCUAUCCCGUAUUGUGCAAAAUUUGCUGUUGGUCUAGUCGAGGGUUCCGUGAUUGCGGUCGGCGCAUCCUUUUGCGAGCCAUGGCGUCGAAGUGCCUAGUUAUGUAUGGCGCAAGUAAUGUCGUCGUGACUUUCGACGAACCCUGCAGCCGGCAGGACCUCUUAGGCCAACUUGCAAAGAAUGAAACAUUCAAGGAUGUCGACGUCUGCGCCCUUGGCUUAACGAUCUUUGACGAGGACUUUGAGACCUUUGUUGAAAUAACAGAGGACUCCGCUAUCCACAAUAAGUCUAGAAUUAAAGUCAAGGAGACGAACCAAGUAAGGAUAGCAGAUGUCCUCGAAAAAGGACCACCACAACAGGCACGCCCCGGCCAUGUAUACAUGCUGCCAACUGUGCCACAAGAUAUAUCCAUGAGCAUUGAAAGACACAGGGCUGGGCAGUAUUUCAAAAACAGGCGGCGGGUGCUACAAUGGUUAUACCACGAUUUGUGUCUGCAAACAAUGUACCCUGGGAAGCUGUAUGCAGAGGCAGCUCAAGCCCUCAUAGCCAAGUUUCCAAACUUGGCUGACAGUACAGGGACUGGCUAUGACUCGUGGCGAGAAGCUUUAAGAUUUAAAGCUAAAUAUGAGCGAAGAAAGCUCAGACUGCAAGAAGACACAGAUGAUGGCCCACCACCUAAAAGAUCAGUAGUGGUCAACAAUGACAGUCUUGCCACCAAAAGGAUCACAAGACCAUUUUCAGUUGCUGCCAUGGAAGAUGGAGAGGACAAUGAAACAAUUGAUGCUCAUGUUGUAGCCAUGGCUAAAGAAGUUACAAAGGCCCGGCCUGAUUUCGCUUACAUUUCCGACUGCAUGGCAAGAACAUUCGCUAGUAGAAGGAAAUGGAUUGGGGAAAACCCAUCAGUGGGAGACAUUGUGAAGAUGUAUCCCGCUCUUUCCAUGAGCACAAUGGCUCAGCUGGAGUUCCAUCGAAUGACAACAGUGGCAGUUACGGAGAAAUUAGAAGAAGUUCUAGCAAAAGCUGCACAAAAAAUCAUCAUGGCAUCUAAGAAGAAGCGACACCUUCAGAGCUUCCUCCAAAGAUACGAGGAAACCAUGAGCGGCAUCUCAGAGGCCUCACACUAUGAGAUGACACUUACAGCAGCAAUUUGCCUUCUUCCCAGCAUGGUGAAGGAGCGAAUGGAAACGUUCAUUUGCUCUUCUGACCCCACAGUUGUGCACUAUGUGCCCACUAUUACAUAUGAAGGUGAUUUGUUGGAAACAACAUCAUUUUCUGUGUGCCUCGAAGGGCUCAAAAUUGAAGAAGGAAGUUUGCUGGCUGCAGUAGCCACGCUGCUGGCUCUAUACUGGGCUUUCAAUAUUGUGUUUGUGAAAAAAGGCCAGAAGACACUAGAUUUACUGUGCCGCCUAAUUCAGGUGGAUAGUGGUGUCCCUGCGACACCACUCGUCCGUGUAUCGCACAGUCUUUUGAUGCAAUAAA
Molecule: messenger RNA, 1524 nt
Organism: Dermacentor albipictus
Lineage: Eukaryota; Metazoa; Arthropoda; Arachnida; Ixodida; Ixodidae
Product: sterile alpha motif domain-containing protein 3-like
Source: RefSeq, a predicted model, not a curated record